Molecule: messenger RNA, 840 nt
Organism: Penicillium brevicompactum
Lineage: Eukaryota; Fungi; Ascomycota; Eurotiomycetes; Eurotiales; Aspergillaceae
Product: flavin reductase family protein
Exons: 2
Coding region: 1-840 (279 amino acids)
Molecular function (GO): FMN binding; riboflavin reductase (NADPH) activity
Source: RefSeq, a predicted model, not a curated record
AUGAAAUCCGCGGGUCCAAUCGCGCAUGGGGUUCGGAGAGGCCUCGGAGAAGCACUAUGUAACAGGAAUUAUACUGCUCGGCCAUUGGCAUCUCUAAUCCGAACCUCCCCGCAAUCCUUCACCCGACACCCAUCACAAUGCGCUCAAAGGCAUAACAGCAGUACGGCUGCUUCCCCUCGAGAUGCUCAGCUGGAAACGAGCGCUACGGCUUCUCCAAAGCAAUCCACGACUUCCAUAUCCGAUCAAGUCCGCCUCCUCAUGCGCCGGGUCCCCUAUCCCGUUGCAAUUAUCACAGCAACCGACCCCUCGGGGCCUGAAGAAACAUCCUUCCGCGGCAUGACAGUCUCAUCUUUCAGCACCGUAACUCUAACACCCCAUCCUGUGAUCUCAUUCAAUGUGCGCCGACCGUCAGAGACACUGAACGCACUGCUUGCGUCACGCCGCUUCCUGGUCCAUCUGCUAGCGCCUGGUCCUGCAACUGCUACGUUAGCAAGGGACUUCUCGAAGGGCAAUGCCACUUUGACUGCUAUGUUGAGCGGACAUGGAGAGUUUGAAUUUGCCGCCUUGGACGCUGGAAACGAGAGACCGCUUCCUAUUUUGAGGCGAAAGGGAUCUGGCGAUUCCAAUACGGACUUUCCUUUCGUGUUAGAGUGUACGCUACAUCCCGAGAAGAUCGACGUCCAUGAUCAUUCCAUCGUUCUUGGGACUGUUGUGAGAACGAUUGAGGGGCCUGAGCCCGAGGCCUCGGGGCCGGAGGGUCGGGUGGAUGAGCAUUCGCCCGAUCGGCUUUGUUUGGCGUAUGCCAAUACCAAGUUCUGGAAAAUGGGUGGUGAGAUUUGA